UGCUCUGAGGCUCCAGUGAAGAUGUCUCUUGGGCAAGCGGUAACCAUCAAUGGCAAGGUCUACUAUGGUGGAGGACUCUGUGAUGACGAGUACUGUGUCCACUGUUACGAUCCGCCACAAGACGUCUGGUCAACUCUGCCCAGACUUCCUGUACACUAUUUUGGUCUAGGGGAGGUCAAAGGUGAACUGGUAGCAGUUGGUGGUCUGGAUUCCUCCUACUCUAGACCCAACGUGGUACAUGUGUUUAACAAAGGAAGGAACUGGAAACAGACGAUCCCACCCAUGCCCACAGCGAGGAAGUGGCCAGCAGUCGUUAGUCUCCCAACACAUCUGGUCGUAGCAGGAGGUGAUGUGGGCCCUCGUAUCUACACGGAUAAUGUUGAAAUCUACAACAUCAGCACCUCCCAGUGGAGCGAGACAGACAGACUACCGUAUGCUUGUGGUUUCCAAAGAGGAAUUGUCUACAACAACACAGUGUAUCUAAUGGGGGGAAUUAACAGCGAUAGUCUAAACAAGGUGUGUGCUGCUCAAGUCGACAAGCUCAUCUCAGCAGACCGACAGGAUGAUGGGAGUGCCAACAAAGCCGACUCUGUCUGGAAUACAAUAUCUAACACACCGUCUUACCAGCCCUCCCCUGUAACGAUAUCCGACACCCUCUUUGCUGCUGGUGGAGUGGAUAGUGGUAAAGCCACUCAAAGGAUCUACGCCUACUCAUCCUCGAUGGACUCCUGGCUCUACAUUGGUGAUCUACCAUCUCCUAUAGCACACGCUGCCACUGUGUCGCUGUCUCCAAUAGAGUGCCUUAUGAAUGGGGGGCUGAACGAUAAAAGAAAAAGACAAUCUACCGUCUAUAAAAUUAGUAUCACAGCAACUAUUUCUUGAUUAGUAUAAUAAUGAUUUUGUAUGGCUCAAAGUGUUGAAAUAAGUGUUUCUUGAGUGAACAUGAAAUAGUGUAAC
Molecule: messenger RNA, 957 nt
Organism: Halichondria panicea
Lineage: Eukaryota; Metazoa; Porifera; Demospongiae; Suberitida; Halichondriidae
Product: kelch-like protein 4
Exons: 1
Coding region: 22-882 (286 amino acids)
Molecular function (GO): protein binding
Source: RefSeq, a predicted model, not a curated record